UACAUGCUACUUUCUCAUUAACAUGAAUUCAGUGAUAAACCAGCCGCUAGUCACAUUAUGGGGUGGGAGAUUGCAACCUUCACGUGGUCUACCCUGUUUCGACUAAUGCAAUCAAUCUGACGUGCACAAACAAAUAGAUCAAAUAGAACAAGUUGACCUACAACUUUAGGCUGUGCACGCUAUAUGCAAGAAGAAGAAGUCACAUUGUGACCAGUUUCAUCACACGAUCCUUGGAGUGAUUAACAUCUGAUCAACCUAGCUGGUUGAUUAUACUCAGCCACACCCUCUUAUAAAGGCAAUUCAUUAUAGCUGGAACUAGUAGUCGAGCCAUUCCCCAGCUCUUUGGAACUUACUGAAACUAUGGGGGAAUAUAAGCAAGAGCCAAGCUUUGAGAUAUCCAAAUGUAGUGGGGAAUGGUUUGGUUGACAAGAUCUAGGGGUGGUGAGUGGUCUUCCAAGUUCAAGGAGUCUGAAGUCCUUCAGCAAACAGUAACAUGUUGAUGGAAUGAGGUAAUCAUCAAGGUUAAUGUGAGAACUCAAGCAUCGAGGACAUGGAAGCAGUGCAGGUCAAAGCCUCAGAAUAUAUCUUCCAAUUCCAUCUGCCAACAAUUGUUCAACACAUCAAGUCCAUCACUAAGUUAACAAUCAUCAUUCAGGACUUCCGGUGGCGCUAUGGAGGAAUACAGGUCCGCGCCAGCUAGCUCCACGCAAAAUAGAUUGAAAAUGGGGAAAAAAAGAACAGGACUGACCUGCUGAUAACGCACCGGCUGCUUGCAACGAGUGUGUGACGUCAUCAGGCGCGCGACUCCGGCGGUAUGUCUAUGCAACAUACCAAGACGAAAAGAGCCGUUAAGCCCAAGCAAUCGGCGGAAGAAGUAGGCCCGACUGAAGCCUCGGGCUCAGUUUUAACGUCAUCCCAGGAAGAUGUUUCAAAGAAGACAAAGUCGAAAAAAACAGAAAUAGAGGAACUUCGAAGUUUUCUCUCACAAGAAAUUGCAAGUAAAAAGGAACAAUUGAAAAGUUUUAAAGAAAAACUGAACUUUAAAGAAGAACUGAAAUCCCUUAAAGAAGAAAUUAAAGAAGAAAUCAUAGCCUCUGUUCACGAAGUAUUGGAAGCCUGGAAGGCAACAAUGGAAGAAAAUCUUACUCAACAAAUCGAAGAGGUAAAUGUUAAAAUGAAUUCGAUGGAAUCCAGCUUUAAUUCUAGGUUGGAUCCCAUCAUCCAGACAUUAAAUCAACAAAAUACAGCUAUAACUCAAUUAGAGGAUAUUGCUGAGACAAGUGCUCAAACUACAAAAAAGCUUCUCUCCGAGAACAAGCGUUUAUCAGACUUAUUGAGUAAAAUAACUGAAAAAUGUAUUGACUUGGAGGGACGUCAGAGAGGCCAGAAUUUAAGAAUUGUGGGCGUCCAGGAAAGUAGAGAGGGGAACCGAGACCUCCGUGAAUUUGCUGCAGACUUAUUAAAAAAAGUCUUAAAUCUUGAUCAAAAACCUCUACUAGGUCGGGCACACAGAGCACUGGGACGCCGUACAAGGGCGGACGCUCCCGCAAGACAACUGAUAGUGAAGGUGCAAUAUGACCAUGUUUUGGAUGAUAUGAUGAAGAAAAUGGUUCGCAGCAGAGAUCUCCUAUUUGAAGGAGACAAGAUUAGUAUAUUUAGAGAUUAUCCUGUGGAGGUCACCAGGAAGAGAGUGCUGUUUACAGAGACAAGAAGAAAACUUAAGAAUAUACAAGAUCUGAGAUAUGGACUGAUGUAUCCCGCAACACUGAGAGUUACCUACAAGUGGAAGGAAUAUUUCUUCACUGACCACAAGGAAGCACUUGAUUUCGCCCAGGACAUUGAGAAUAAGACCGAUGAUUGAACAAUACUUAAUACCCACCUGACUUUACCGGACUUCGUUACCUCGCAGAGAACAAAUGGAACUUUAAAUCGUUAUACUUAAGGACUAAUGAAGGCUGAUAAUGAUAGUCGAGCAUGUUUUUUUGCUAUUGAUAUAUAACAUUUAUAUUUUAGUACUAAUUACUACUAAUUAUGAUUACGAAUUAUUACUAAUUAUUAUUAAUUGGAUCUACUUAGAAUUAGUUAAAAAUAUGAACUAUAAGUAAGGUUUGAUUCAGGCAAUUUAUUAAUAAAAAUUUGGGUUUUUUAAAAA
This is a messenger RNA of Leucoraja erinaceus (little skate), 2152 nucleotides long. RefSeq lists its product as uncharacterized. The coding region runs from base 815 to 1861 and encodes 348 amino acids. The transcript has a single exon. Lineage: Eukaryota; Metazoa; Chordata; Chondrichthyes; Rajiformes; Rajidae. The record is from RefSeq and is a predicted model, not a curated record.